Cydia strobilella is the source of this 666-nucleotide messenger RNA. RefSeq names its product ATP synthase subunit O, mitochondrial-like. Bases 61 to 666 code for a protein of 201 amino acids. Lineage: Eukaryota; Metazoa; Arthropoda; Insecta; Lepidoptera; Tortricidae. Gene Ontology annotation, molecular function: proton-transporting ATP synthase activity, rotational mechanism. The transcript is spliced from 3 exons. Gene Ontology annotation, biological process: proton motive force-driven mitochondrial ATP synthesis. The record is from RefSeq and is a predicted model, not a curated record.
AAAUACUAAGUGAUUUCUACAUCUAAGUAAUUUAAUAAUAUAUCACAUUGAAUACUUACAAUGCUGCGAUUGUUCGCAAGAAAUAUGUGCUCUGCAGGACAAGUAAAAAGACCGCCAAUUCAAGUUUUUGGGGUAGAAGGGCGAUAUGUCACGGCGUUGUACAGCGCAGCCAGCCAAAAGGGUCAACUAGAAGAAGUGGAUAAGCAUUUGAGGAUACUCGAAAAGGAACUCUCCAAGCCCAAGAUGAUUGAUUUUCUUGAAACUAGUGUGGUAUCGCGCGUUCAAAAAGCUAAAUUCCUGCAAGAGGCAGCUAAACAAGUUGGUAUGCCUGACACCGCAGCAAAUUUCCUAGGAUUGGUUGCCGAAAACGGUCGACUCAAAAAACUAAAGCGCAUGAUAACAAUGUUUCUGACGGUCAUGGUCGCGCACAACAACAAGGCCCCCUGUGAGGUCAUCACCGCCUCGCCUCUCGAUGAUGGAUCCCGUCAGUCCCUCAUGGACGCCCUUAAGAAGUUCGUCAAGGGAGACAAGAAGAUCGAGCUCACGGAGAAGGUGGAUCCAUCGAUAAUAGGAGGGAUGAUAGUGGGUGUGGAGGACAAGCACAUUGAUAUGAGCAUUUCUAGGAAAAUUCAGAUGUAUACCGAUAUACUGAAGCAAUCUGUCUAA